Molecule: messenger RNA, 1568 nt
Organism: Pyrus x bretschneideri (Chinese white pear)
Lineage: Eukaryota; Viridiplantae; Streptophyta; Magnoliopsida; Rosales; Rosaceae
Product: MDIS1-interacting receptor like kinase 2-like
Exons: 2
Coding region: 42-1568 (508 amino acids)
Molecular function (GO): protein binding
Source: RefSeq, a predicted model, not a curated record
AAGCCCUGAAUGGCUUAAAAAAAAGGCGUGCAGAAACAACCAUGACUAGAGUUUUCACUUAUUGUGAUAAACUACGCUUUCUAGCCUGCCUUAUCUUGUAUUUUCAGCUAGCUUCGUCACAAAAAAGUGCUUUUGCUUCUGCCAAUUCCACUGAAGUAGAAGCACUUCUCAAAUGGAAGGCUAGCUUUCAAAACCAAACCCAAAACAACCUGACCUCAUGGAUUAAUGCAAAUGAAGCCCCAUGCAAUAAUUGGAUUGGCGUUUCAUGCAACUCAGCUGGAAGCGUCAACAAAUUAAACCUCACCAAUUCUGGUAUACAAGGUACUCUACUUGAAUUUCCAUUCAUAUCCUUGUCUAAUCUCUCAUACGUUGAUCUAAGCCUCAAUAAACUUUUUGAUCAAAUCCCACCUCAAAUCGGUUCCCUCACCAAACUCAUCUAUUUUGAUGUAUCUUACAAUCAAAUGUCUGGAAAAAUCCCACCCGAAAUUGGUCUUCUAACAAAUCUUCAAGUCCUUCACCUCAAUGCAAAUAAGUUCAAUGGCACAAUUCCUCAAGAAAUAGGCCAACUUAAAUUUGUCUAUGAGCUAGCUCUAAACUUAAACAAUUUAGAGGGUUCAAUUCCAACUUCUGUGGGUAAUUUGAGCCAAUUGACUUCUUUGUUUCUCUUUGGAAACCAACUUUCUGGUUCUAUUCCUCCCGAAAUAGGAAACCUUUCGAACUUGGUUAAACUUUACCUAUUUGACACCUAUGUAUCAGGUCCAAUCCCUUUGAGUUUCGGAAACCUGAAAAAUCUAACCAUCUUGAUGUUGUACAACAAUACCCUUUCUGGUUCUAUCCCAACUUCUUUUGGCAAUUUGACAAACCUUGUUUAUCUCUCUGUCUACAGUAAUAAACUUUCCGGCACUAUUCCCGAAGAGAUUGGAAACUUGAAAUUUGUUGAGCAUGUACACCUAGCUGCUAACCGAUUUUCUGGUUAUUUGCCUCGUGAUAUUUGUAGUGGUGGAUUGCUACAAAGGUUUACUGCAGAAAACAACGAAUUUACAGGUCCAAUCCCGAAAAGCUUGAAAGGUUGCAAGAGCUUAGUCAGAGUUCGUCUUCAAGGGAACCAACUCAAAAGCAACAUAUCUGAAGACUUUGGUGUCUAUCCGAAUCUUCAGUUUGUAGACCUAAGCAACAACAACUUAUAUGGGGAAAUCUCAAACAUCUGGGGACAGUGUCCAAACUUAACAACCCUACGUUUUGCGGGGAACAACCUUACUGGUAGCAUACCAUCUGAGAUUGCCAAUGCAACUAAAAUUCAAGAACUCGAUUUUUCUUCGAAUCAUCUGGUUGGGGUGGUUCCCAAGGAUUUGGGGAGAUUGACUACUUUGGUGAAUCUAAAGUUGAAUGGCAAUCAACUUUUGGGUUCUAUACCCUCAGAAUUUGGAGCAUUCACUCAACUCGAAUAUCUUGACUUGUCCACCAACAAGUUGAAUGGCUCAAUUCCAAGCAUUUUUGGCGAAUUGUCAAGAAAUUCCAUUUCAGUUGGGGAAGUUAUUUCACCUGUCACAGUUAGAUUUAAGUCGUAA